Hansenula anomala is the source of this 1317-nucleotide messenger RNA. It is a transcript of the gene PBS2, whose product is annotated as mitogen-activated protein kinase kinase PBS2. Lineage: Eukaryota; Fungi; Ascomycota; Saccharomycetes; Phaffomycetales; Wickerhamomycetaceae. The annotation marks the transcript as partial. Gene Ontology annotation, molecular function: MAP kinase kinase activity; ATP binding. Gene Ontology annotation, biological process: MAPK cascade; cellular hyperosmotic response; protein phosphorylation. The transcript has a single exon. The record is from RefSeq and is a predicted model, not a curated record.
AAACCUUCUUUAUCAAUGAGAAGAGGUAUGAAAUUACCAGGAGGUUUACCAGCUUUAGGUCAAUCAGGUCAACCAAAUCAAGAUCAACCACAACAAUCAAAUGAACAACAAAUUCAACAACCACCUUUACAACAGCAUUUGAAUGGAAACAGACCAGAAGUACCGUCAAUGAAAAGUUCAGGCUCAGUUACAAAUUUAAUCGAGAAAAAGGGAAAAUUACCACCACAACAAUCAAUGCAAUUGAAAGGUUUAUUUGCAAAUUACUCAAAAUACAUUGAUAUAAAAUCUGGCUCUUUGAAUUUCAAAGGGAAAUUAUCAUUAGAUUCAAAAGGUGUUGAUUUUAGUUCAGGUUCAUCAUUUAGAAUAUCUGCUGAUGAAUUGGAAUUUAUUGAAGAAUUAGGUCGUGGUAAUUAUGGUACUGUUAGUAAAGUCCUACAUAAACCAACUGGAAUCACAAUGGCAAUGAAAGAGGUUCGUUUAGAAUUGGAUGAAUCAAAAUUUAGACAAAUAUUGAUGGAAUUGGAAGUUUUACAUAUAUGUGUAUCUCCAUUCAUUGUUGAUUUUUAUGGUGCUUUUUUCGUUGAAGGGGCCGUUUAUAUGUGUAUGGAGUAUAUGGAUGGUGGUUCAUUAGAUAAAAUUUAUGGUGAUGGUGUUGAUGAACCUCAUUUAGCUUAUAUCACUGAAUGUGUCAUCAGAGGUUUGAAAGAAUUGAAAGAAAGUCAUAAUAUUAUUCAUAGAGAUGUUAAACCAACAAAUAUUUUGAUAAAUUCUGCUGGAAAAGUCAAAUUAUGUGAUUUUGGUGUUUCAGGUAAUCUAGUUGCUUCUUUAGCUAAAACAAAUAUUGGUUGUCAAUCAUAUAUGGCACCUGAAAGAAUUAAAUCUUUAAGUCCAGAUGAUGUUACUUAUUCAGUCCAAUCAGAUAUUUGGUCAUUAGGUUUAACAAUGUUGGAAACUGCAAAAGGUAGUUAUCCUUAUCCUCCAGAAACUUAUGAUAAUAUUUUCAGUCAAUUAUCUGCCAUUGUUGAUGGUGAGCCUCCUUCACUACCUGAAUCCUAUUCAUCAGAAGCUCGUAAUUUUGUCAAUCAAUGUCUUGAUAAGAAUCCAAAUAGAAGACCAACUUAUUCCAAAUUAUUACUGCAUCCUUGGUUAUUGAAAUACAGAAAUACAGAUGUUAAAAUGAGUGAUUAUAUUAAAUUCAAAUUGGCUGAAAACUCAUCAAGAAAAGAAAAAAAGGAUGAAGAAAAUAUUGAAGAGCUAAAUAGAAAAUUGAACAAAACCCCAGCUUUACAUAGAGGUGGAGCACCACAAAGAACAUGA